GCUCGUCCGUUUUCUAACCCUAUGCCGACCACGUCUAAGCCAUUGUCGUUUGUCCCAAAAAAUUCUUAUUUAACACAAGACAGGAAUGAUGAAAAUCACCCCGGAUUCAAUCAUUUGUCCGCCAGUACAUUCAGCGUGGGCCUUCGAGUUCUCGGAUGCAGGUCGCUUGAUACUGAACUGACUGAAGGCACUGUGGGAAUUGUAGGGACAGUUACUGAGCUCAGAUUAUCGGGGGACAAUACAGCAGUGAUACAGUGGGACACGGGAAUUAAGGAAACUUACAGUGCAGGGCAUCACGACCAGCAACGAAUCUUUGUUUUGGAUAAUGCGUGUAUCGGUGAGAUAGCGAAAAUUUACUGUACUCGGUUGAGAGCCGAUAAUUUGUAGGGUUUGUUUUAUUUUGAAACGUGCUUUUACAGUAGUGAAGCUUGAUACUAAAUUGCAACCAAUUAGAAGCUUCCUGUUAUAACCUCCGUGUAACUGAAAAAACAAAGACAUUUCUUCAAGCGACUACUGUGCUUGUGUUGACAUUUGUUCUAUUUCUUUUGAGUAGUCUUUGCAUACAUAAUAACUUCCGGCUUAAAGAAAGCGAAAGAAAACAUGACGUAAACAACAGAAGCUACACUUUCACUCUCACCUCCAUUUCCGUGUACGCAUGCGGAUCAGAUUGUUCCAGCUGUUUGGAUGAUGAGAAACAGGCCAUUCUCGAUUAUCAACAGAUUCUCAUAGAAAACAGGCCAGCUCCUGUAGAAAGUCAACCUCGCUAUUAAAUGCGGACACUUUAUUUACUAAAGUAAACCACAGGGGGUAUUCAACAGAUGUUUAUACGUGGAGGUUCCACCCCGAUCCGCCCCGAGGUCUAACCCCUUACCCUUUUAUAUACCAUUUUUCACGAAAAAGGUACCCCUUUCGUAUACCUUGUUUAAAACUUUGCAUCCCUUUUAACUGCUGUAAAUGCACUGUCUUUUAAAUAGGAAUCAAUCACAAAAAUAGAACGUCCUCUCGACUCUAUAAAGCCAUAAAAUGCAUCUGUCAGCCAGUGUUCUCCAGAAGCGUGGGCGGCCGGCGGUUUCGCUGGCUACUCUUUUCCAAAGUGUCGGUUACUUUUAUGACUCAAAACAUAAAAAGAACUGUCUGUACCAUUUAUCUUGAACUUUUCGGAAGGUCAAAAAGGAAACGAAAACAAUAACUUAUCGUAAAUAAAAGCUCUUAGGUGUAUAAGACAAUUUGCCUUUUGCUAAUGGUAUUAUCGAUAAAUUCACCAAAUGACUUUUCGUUAGACAUUGUCAGAUAAUAUUUUUAAAUAAAACACCUUGGAAUCAAUGUAACACUUUGCAUGCAAACAAGUGUUUUGAAAAAAAAAUGUACAUUGCUACUUUCAACUAGGAUUCUCGUGGAUUGUGUAGCUGCCCUAAAUUGGCCUUGAUUUUCUUGUUGCUGUAAGCGUCAAAAUUCAUCACAUUGCAUCUCUGGGUCUCUAUUUUUUUUAAAAAAAUUUUCCAUACUGCAUUGGGAGCUGGCUACUCAAACAUUUCUGGAGAACACUGGUGUUAGCCCUUUUGGGCCCUUUCAGAGACCCAAAUGACAGAUUUCCCUACCCCUUUAUAUACCGUAAAAUUCCGAAAAUAAGCCCCUCCAAAUACAAGCCCCCCAAACUGGUAACGCAAAAAACCCUCAGUUAAAUCGCCCUCCAAAUAUAAGCCCCCGGAGUGCUUGUACUUCGAAAAUUGCCCUCAAAUACAAAGUAAAAUAAAGCAAAAACGGUAAAAAAUACUUCCAACUAUAAGGCUAGCCCAAUCGAUUUUGAAACGUAAAUUUCCCUCCGUAGAUAAACCCCUCUGAAUAUAAGCCCCUCCAAAAAUAUACCCCUCAAAAAGGGUCUUUGAAAAAUAUAAGCCCCGAGGCUUAUUUUCGGAAUUUUACGGUACUUCAACGAGUGAAAUCGCUACCCUUUCAUGUCAAAGAGAUACCGGCCUUUCGGGUGGAGCCUCCCCGUAUAGGCCAUUAUAGGGAGUACCCCCCCCGUGAAGUUAAUGUGUCCUUUUUGAAGGAGUAACAAACAAGCCUUCAGAUAACAGCAUGUCUGUGUCCCCAACACUACGUUUUCCCGGACAGAAUAAAUUGUAGAGGCCAAUUUCAGACUAUUUAGGCAUCACAAGAGUUAGGCAGAGAACGGUUCAUGAUUAAGUAAUGUAUAAAAUCAGUGACUUUUUACUGUUUUCGUAGACACAGUUACGGAAUUACGGAUUUGUACAGGUUACAGACGAUUAAUUUGACGAUGCUAAUGUCCUGUUUUAUUUCGUUAGUAUUUUGGUAUUUUGUUCAAAAAUUGAAGGUUGUGUACUGUAUUUUUUUACUUAAAUAAUAUGAACCGCUUUUUACGGACACUGUCUAUGGCCCCUCAGUGUCAGCAUAAACAAAGUUUGACUGCAACAAUUUCAGUUUUACCGGAGUUAGCACCUAUUGAAUGUCUCCGCGAUUCUCUUGUUUCAGGACACAACAGUCGGCUUUUUUUGCAAAUAACUUGAAGUCAGCAUUGUUAAUGUUUGCUUCUAGGUAUAGCGCAUGGAGGGACAACGUGCGAAGCUUGUGAGCAAUGUCCAAUAGCUGGAUUACGAUGGAAGUGUUUAGAUUGUAAGGAAUCAAGUGUUGACUUGUGCACAUCAUGUUACAUGCGUGAUAACCAUGACAGAGAUCACAGCUUCCUGAGAUUUGAUUCUAGUGAAAAAGGCGGGUGAGUAUGAAAGACAAAUACAGUACACUUUCUUGUUAAAUGUGUAAUCCAAAGUCGCCUUAAUAGCAACCAAAAAACACAGCUUCACCUCACUACAACAUCAGUGAAAGCAGUGAAACAAGUUUCUAUAAUGGUCAUCCUGGCCAAAGGUACUAGAGGACAAAAUUGGCCCUUUAUAAUAUUCAUUGCCAUAAAAUCGUAUUGCAAAGAAAGACGCUUAAUGACUUAAUGUAUCAUCUUUAGCUAUCUUUACUCGAUUAAAUGCCGCCCUGGAAUAAACACUUCCAUAGGCGUACGGGCCGGGGGGGCGAGGGGGGCUGCAGCCUCCCCAAAUUUUGGGCAACUCAGAUUUUUUGGGCAGCAAGAGAAAAUUUGGGCAAAGCUAUUUUUUAAAGACGUUUCCGUGUUUUUUUAUUAGUUUUAAGAGACAAAUAUUUUCGAUUUUAAUCUGAAAAAUAUCCUGAAGUCAGCGUAAUAUUCCAGUUACAUUCUCUCUAGACACUCACAGUGGUUGCUUAGCACGUGAUGAGUUUCUGGUUAUAGGGAAGGGUAUCAUUUGUUGAUUUACAUAUUUAUAGUUUUUUUUAUUGUUGAGCACUGUACUGCACUGCACUGACUGGAAUGGGCUCUUAGCAGUCGUGAAUUGAUUAGAAUAAGCUUCCGCAUAUCUUUCUAGAAUCAACUCCGCCCGUAGAACAGUGUAUGGCAGAGAGCAUCAGCAACAGUGGGUGUGAAAAUGAAGAAGUGGCUGACUAGUUUUCAGCUCGAAUUACGAGAAGAAUAUUAAUUUUUUUUUUAAAUAAUCUAUCAAGCAAUAAUUUAUUAAAGUUGACCGAAAUGUUUACAAAACCGCUAACAAGAGCGCCUCGAUACAUACUGAUGAAAUGGAAUCCUUCUCUCUAGCGAUCGGCCGGAGCUAUCUCCAUGAUAUUUUACACACGUUUUUAAAAAGAUUGAAGCUACUAUGAGGUGAAAUUACAUGUCAAAAGAGAUUCGUUUUCUACAGAUAACGGCCAAACAUCAAGAUUUUUUUUAGGAUAUUUCUAAAACUUCAUCCCAAAAUAUCCCGAUAACUUUUUAUAGAUUCCGUUUUAACUUCACGAACAUCGACGCGACUAUUGGAGAAAAAAGUUGCCGUGAAGAUUUUGUAGGAACAGUUCCCAGUGUCAAGAAAUUUUGCUGCAAGUAAAAUAGACAAUGGCAUCAUUUUGUCGCUAUGACAACUCCGAUGUCAUUAAAACCCUAUGUAAAUUUUCAUCUAUAUCUAAUAAAACUAUGGUAGCAAUUUUUCCAAAUGUUUGUCUACGGCGACGUAGUUAUGCUCAAAAUUGGGAGGUAUUGACCCUGAAAAACUGCCACCUUCAUAUGCCAGCACGGCCUACGUUGUUGCAUCAUAUGCAUCAUAUAAAAAUUUGGGUAACUUGCGAGAAUUGUUUGGGCAAAUAGUUUACCGCCCCCCCUGGCAAAAAAUUGCCCGUACGCCUAUGAACACUUCACCCAAUCUCAAUCAUCUUGCCUUUAUUCGAAAAUUAUAAGAAAAAAAGUACUUGGUACGACUCAGUAAUACAUAAAAAGCAAAAAAAGUAUUGUAUCUUUAAAAUUGUUGUUUUACAUAAUAUUUCCACGUGAUCAUUGAAGAUUUACCUUAAUUUUGUUGUCAGUGAUUUAAGAUAUGUGAUUUUAAAUCAAAAGCGCUAAAAAUUUUAUAAACGCCACCGACUUUAAUCAGCUACGAUAUACAAGACGUCUUCUUAACUCGUUGUCUUAACUUUUCCUCUCCAUAACAACAAUUAAGAACACCGGUAGAAAGACGAAGCAAAACAAAGAAAAUUCAAGUACGAGGGAUUUUCCUGGGCACCAAAGUCACAAGAGGACCUGAUUGGCAAUAUGGUGAUGAAGAUGGUGGACCUGGGAAGUUUGGAACGGUGACAGAGAUAACAAGAUGGGAGGAAAACCCAACAGGUGCAGUUAGGGUCGCAUGGCAUUCUGGUUCAAAAGGUACUUACAGGCUUGGCUACAAAGGCAAGGUAAAUUUAGAUGAUUAUCAAAACUACUUUGCUGUUAACUUUGUUUCGAGGUAAAUACAAAUUUGCUUUUAAGCAGGACACAUGACGUCGUGAUUGUCUUAUGAACCUUAACGUUCUCUGUUAAUUUUUGUUUACAAACGCAAUUUUUUAUGUAGAAGAGACUCUAUUGAAAUUAUCCCUAUUUAAAUACAAGUUUUUUUUAAAAAAAGCGCGGUUAAUCAAAAUAUGAAUAGAAUAGCUUGUCUAUAGGACCAAUCUUUGUCCAGUGAGUAUACUGUAUUGAUCUCGUGUAAGUAGUACAGUGGGGACCGAAUUGACCCCUUUUUGCGCAGGAAUACAGUGACGCCGAUAACGUCAUAACCUUUGUCUCUAUCUCGCAGGUGAAGUGUAAGGAAUUCGCAUUAAGAUAACAUCGCGUGUUGAUUUUAGGUUAUUUAACCGGUUUGACAGGUUGUUCAAUUAUUCUUAUGCCGAUGAUUUUCUUGGUUUUUUGAUCGGGUGACCAAUAACUAAGAAACGUUUUUAUUGGCUGAUUCAUGUUGUCCAAGGAGUAUUAAAAACGCUAACUCGCGAUCGCCUGUGAAUCAAAGUCAUUGCGCCGUAACAUAACUAUAGCGGACAACAAAUUGUUCCAGCUCUGGAUCACUGUUUGUUCGCGCAGAAAUUGUGCAUAUUAAGGCUAUUGGCGUUAAUGUAUACCUGAUCAAUUUAUGGAGAUUCCUGCACAUAAUAGGGUUAAUUCGGUUCCUAUUAGACUACUUAUGUAUACACAUAUGAUGUUUGGUUGUCGAGUUCUGUAUUUAUCUUCAUGAUGUAACUGACCUUCUGUAAACUCCCCAGAUGAGGUUUGAUCAUAGUUAGUAGAGACUGGUUAUGAAAGCCGGCAAACGUUAAAACCAACGGUGCUGUAGUUUAUGUUGGAAGCUUCCUGAACGAGCACAAUCCCUUGUCUUUUAUUCACAAAUUGACUGGAUAAAUUGAUCCGAUGUUUCUCUUAGUCAGUAAGUUCAGAUCCAAACAAGCUAACAAAAACAUAUAACAAAAACAUAUGAAGAAGGAUUCUAACGGGUUUCAUAACCAUUCCUCUUUAUUAACUAUGGAUUGAUUAAUCACUUCUCCAUAGGUGGACUUACAGUGCACGAAUGAAGCCUCAGGAGGGUUCUACUACAUAUCGCAUUUACCAAGACUGCAACCGUGUCAGCCAACUACACCGGAAGCGGAAGGAAAUUUAACAGAUAUAUCAGGCGCAUUACGUGAAGGACAUGCUCUGACAAACCACUGCGACAUUCCUGUGUCCGGUACAACACAUGAUGUAGUCACGCAAACGUCUCAGGGGCCGGCUGCUGAUUUUCAAAAGGUAAAGACUAUUUAUUUCACUUAUUCCGUUGUCUUACAGGGGCAGAAAGUAUUGCCACCGUAAUGAUCUAUAAGAUUGUUUAAUUUUACGUAAUUUCAAAAAGAAAAGUACAGGGGAGAAUAACUACUCCUUUGUGGGAUCAUAUGACUCUUUUCGUACAAUUCUUACUACCGUGACAUUUACCCUCCUCCCCUUGUCUGAAUAACGUGAUUCUCAACGGCUUGCUACAAGAACUUACCCAACAAGCAAGCUCUCUACGUGGGGGAUAUCGUGAGUCAAACGCGAGCAAACCAGCAAAGGACACUCCACUUGCGGCUUCGCAGCUCGCUCGCGCGUUCUCGCUCGUCACUCGAGGUAGACAGCUUGCUCGCAGGCUAGGAAGAACAGAGAGCAGGCCCCAGUUGUUUAAACGUUGGAUAGCGUUAUCCACCGGAUAAAUCGCCAUCCGGAGGAGAAGUAGUACGAAAACCAAUUGCGUUAUCCACAGGAUAGUAAUUUAUUUAGCGGAUAGCGCUAUUCACCUUUUGAAAAGCUGGGGCCUGAUGUAUUGGUGAGGGGUAGAGAGGGGUAGAGAGAGAGAGAAGAGGAACAGGCGUCAUGUUGUUAGUUUUGAAAAUGCUAAAAUUCUUUUUACUGCGCUAUUUCUCUUGUGCAUAGCCCACAGUUACAGACUGGGAAAAGAGAGGGCAAGAGGCAAAGGUAGGUUUGUGCUUUUUUCCUAAUGCGCUAUGAGUCCCUUUAGUAGUUUAUUUAACGCUGCAACAUUGUUGUCUAAUUUGUCUCUACUGAGAUUGAUUGAUUCCCAGGAAGUACUGCUUCAGGUUGCUUCUGGUCAUUAACUAGUAAUCAGUAAUAAACAAGGCCGUUAUAUACAUCGAAACCGGUGAUAAAUUUGUAUGCUAUUUUCACUGGCAUUUUAGUUUUUUGGCGCCCAUUUUUUUGUUAAUCAGAACUGAAAGUUUUGCACUGGUUACAUUCCAUCCUAAUUUCUAAAAGAGUACCUUUGUUUUAGGCAUCCAGAAGUAAGCUACACAAGACAUCUAUUAAUGGGAAUUCAAAGGCUGUAGAGAUGCUUCUUAAUUCUGGUGAAGAUGUAAACCAAGGCGAUAAGGUGUGAUCUAAAACUACAAAAAUCAUUAUUUUUAAAUUUGUUGAUAGAUUAAAUAAACUUAUAUAUAUUGCCCUCUUCACGUUUUUAGUUUUUGUUGACGCCUCUUCAUCUAGCUGCUUGGUAUGGACAAGAAAGUGUUGUCAAACUGUUAUUACAAGGCGGUGCAAAUGUCAACGCGACAGAUAUUGUAAGUUGGUGAUUUUGUAUUCAGAUACAUGGAUUGAUAAUGCAAUAGGUAUUCUAUUGGCAUGUUGAUACAUUUCUUAGGUUGAAUAAAACGAUAAUGCAUGCCGUUAAAAUUAGGUAAGAUGUUAGCAGUUGUCACAUUUUUGGAUUCUGUUUUAGCUUCAAUAUAUCAAAAGGCCACGGCAAAAUGAUGCGAAAGUUGGGGCUUAGUCAUUCAUGACAUGAAGCCAACCUCCAAAACUAUUAAACCUCAGUCUCCUCUUACACAUAUUUCAUUUUUGUCAAAUUAUCGUUUAGUUUCAGAAAACCCCUUUGCAGAAAGCUGAACGUCACAACCAUCAAUCAAUAAUUAAGAUUCUCCAGAAAUAUGGUGCUACUCCAAGUUAUCAUCAGCCGGUAAGGAGGCUAGGUUUACUUACCUAUUCAAAACAGAGAAAUCUUGCCCAAGAUACUCCAGUGCUUCCCAAUAGCAAGGCACUAUUACCAAGAUGUAGGCAUUGAAAUAAAACUACUUAUAAUGGGCUUUCCUUGCAAACAGGUUCUACGAAUAAGUCUUUGACUGUGAACCGGUAUGAAAGAGGGGGAAUAAACGUUGGCCGAUGCUAUUCAGUUUGCUUACACCAUGGAGUAUGAAUUAAUCCGGGGGGGGGGUACUCGAUAUAUCCUUGGGUGGGGAGGUGCGGCCCGGCCCCUCAUACUUAACCUGUUUUAGACAAAGAUCGCUGAUUUUCGUACCCUGUUUAAGACAUUUAACCCGAAACCAUACCCUGUGUAAGACAAUAAUAAAUAUGGAAACUCUUUCUUAUCUAAUCCAUUGGCAGUCACAAAACUAUUUACAGCUUGAUCAACAGAGUCACGCAGGCUGUUUAUCGUCCAAGAAAAGAUACCCUGUUUAAAAAAAGAAAAAAGUGAUAAAAUCGAUACCCUGUUUAAGACAAAAAUCCCGAAAAACAUACCCUGGUUGGCCGCACGUCCCCAUUAAGCCCUUAUAAGGGAGUACCCCCCCGGGGGGAAUUAAUGUCUUUCUUUUGUGGUCUGAAGGUCCUCUUGAACAUCAGUGAUUGUACCUUUAAUUCAUAACCCUAGCGCAGUUUGCUCCAGAACUGCCUCUUAAGGUGUUGUUCAUUACAAUUCCAAGCGCGUAUAUUUUAGUACAAGGGAAUCGUGGUAAUUUGUCUGUUAGUUUUCUUAUCUUGAUUAAUCACAGAAAGUAAAAUAAAUGAGUGAGUAACAAUACGGCCGUUGAAAUGAGAGAAAACAACUCGCGGUUUGCUCUGGCCGCGGUUUACAUAAGACGGAAACACGCAGUAUUAAUGGUACAAAAUCUAAGGUCAUGGCUUAUUCAAGCCGCGGCUUAUCCUGCUGAGGAGUUUUGGGCUGUGAUUAUCCAAGCUGCGGAUUAUCUUGGACGUGAAGUGUUCGCACAAAUCGACUAAAACGCUGUCCACGGCUUGCUGAAGAGGUGAACGACUGAUGAGCAUGCGCUGUUUCGUCAUUGUGGCCUAGACUUCCUUUUUUCAUUUGCUCCCGUCCAUUCGCUAGAAGUGAAAAAUGUCAAGCACGUGUGACUUCAGACAGCAGUUUAUUUCCCAAAAAAUCACUUUAAAAGCAUUCGGUUUAUCGCUUGCCAUCUUUUUGUGGAGAUUCGCGACUUUCUUAAAUAGAUUGAUUGUUUUGGAGUGUAAUACCAAUCUUGACUGGAAUUAUAAUUUGAAACGAAACAGACAAAGAAAAUAUGACGCAGUUUCUUUGACAAACUGAGUCGUUUCGCUUUUUUGCUCACUCAAAAUGCACAUCAAAACGAAGAACCCCAAAAAACUUAUUAUGUUAUCACUGGACUAGUUAGCCUAAAACUGAGCCGUGAACCGUUUAUACGAGCAGUUCUCGUUUUAUGUAAGCCCUGCUCGUAUAAAUAGUUCUUUUCGCGUCUUAUGUUAGUCGAGGCCAGAUUAAACUGCGGCUUAUUUUCUCUCGUUCAAACGGCCCUAUUAUUGUCUCUUAUUCAAUCGCAGAGUACGUUGAAGUCCCUCUCGAAAAUGGCCGUCGUAACAGUCGAUCGACGCUCAGGGUUCAAUCUCUUCCAAGCCAUGGUCUAUGAGGGAAAUUUUCAAGGCGUAUUUACUGCCAGUGUCUUCCUUGAUGACUUUGUGAGAGAGUUGAAUUUCGAGUCGACAGCAAAUAACGCAAAGAUUUUUCCAUCAAAGACUUCACAUGAUAUGCUCUCAACACUUGAAAAUCACGACCAUGGGAAGAUAAAGCGAAUCUGUGAAGAAACGCUAGAAAAGAUCAGAACUUUGACUGAGUUACACGAAUGUGUUGACAACAAUGACACGGAAAAGGCUGUGGAACUUGUUUUGCAUCAUGGUUUGGACGUCAAUUCCCCAGCCAAGGGUAAUCGAACCCCUUUAUUGUGGGCUAGUCUGCGAUGUUCCAGUGAGUUUGUUAAGACCCUUACUGAUCUUGGAGCUGAAACGAAUGCUCGAACAGAAGAGAAAUGUACGCCUUUAAUAUUGGCAACAUACUGGAACAAUUACAUGGCUGCCCACCUUCUAACUAAGAUUGGGGCUGAUACCGAUGCACAGGAGGAGGAGGGAAUGGCAGCACUGCACGUUGCAAGCUGUAGGUCUGCUAGUAUAACACAGUGUUUAAUAGAAUCAGGGUGCAAUGUCAAUUUGCCAUCAACCACUGGCAGGACUCCACUUCAUCUAGCAGUUCAAAACAAACAAAAACACGUCGUCAAAAUGUUGCUAGAAAACGAUGCUGAUGUGGGGAAACGGGACAAACAGGAUCCAAAUGACAGGGUGAUACUGGUGAGCGGCAAGGACAAAGGAAAACCAGCUUGGCACUUUGUUGAUGUGAAGAAGACUUUGACUGGUUUGUUCUACAAACGGGUUAAAAGCGGCAGUCUGGACGUGGCCCAUUUUGGUACUGUCCUAGCAUCAGGAUGGGGGACAGACCCACCAGAUAGUAAGAGAGAAGAGAUUUUUAAAGCUGAUUCUGUAAAUACAGUGGAAAUAAAAGACAAGACAGCUCUUCACAUUGCUUGUGAAAUCGGUGACGUAGCAAUUAUGGACCUUCUAGUAGAGCAUGGUGCAGAUAUUAAUGCCCUAGACGCAGACGGGUUUACUCCUCUGCAGUUGGCAGCCAUUCGUGGAAACAUGAAAGUUGUUAAAAGGCUUGAUGAACUUAAGGCUGAUGUAAACCUGACCACAGCAGAUGGUAAAGAUGCGGUUGAUUAUACAAAAAUGAAUGAAGAAGUGCAAAUUGAAGAGUUUCUAAAGUCAAAGAAAAGUCUGCUUAAAAAAUUUUGGAACAGGUUGUCAAAAAAGUGA
Porites lobata is the source of this 10747-nucleotide messenger RNA. NCBI's taxonomy places the organism in Eukaryota, Metazoa, Cnidaria, Anthozoa, Scleractinia, Poritidae. The record is from the annotation of a GenBank genome assembly.